CUGGCGGGGAAAGCGAAACAUAGCGACGUGUACGUCGCCAGGUAGAGCCGUAAAGCGCGGCCGCCGUUGUCAUGCAGUGUUGUGAAUUGGGGAUGUUGGCAGUGUGGAAUGUGGAUACACUGAGCGGUAUAUAGGUGGGAGCCGGCCGGGGAAAGAAGAGCCAUGAGUACAGAGAGCGGACCGCCUGGGGCCUUCCACAAGAGGCUGCUGGUGACCGGAGGGGCUGGCUUCAUAGCAUCACAUAUGAUCAUUUCCCUGGUCGAAAACUAUCCAGAAUAUUUAGUAAUAAAUCUAGACAAGCUUGAUUACUGUGCUAGCUUGAAAAACCUUGAUUCCGUUUCGGAUCAGCCAAACUACAAGUUUAUACAGGGAGACAUCUGUGAUGUGCAUUUUUUAAAACCUCUCUUUGAAGUAGAACAUAUAGAUGUGGUCCUACACUUUGCUGCACAGACCCAUGUAGAUUUGUCUUUUUCCGAUUCCUUUAAAUUUGCCUAUGUUAAUACAUAUGGUACAAGCGUUCUUCUUCGUGCGGCAUAUGAAGCUAGGGUUGGAAAAUUUAUUUACAUAAGUACGGAUGAAGUCUAUGGAGGUAGUCUUGUUGAGGAAUUUGAUGAGACGUCACCAAAACGGCCAACAAAUCCAUAUGCAUCGUCCAAAGCAGCUGCAGAAAGCUUUGUGCUGUCUUUCUGGGAAAGAUACAAGUUUCCAGUUAUUAUUACCAGAAGUAGCAAUGUCUAUGGACCACACCAGUAUCCAGAAAAAGUUAUACCCAAGUUUAUUUCUUUGCUGCAACGUAACAGAAAAUGCUGCAUCCAUGGAAGUGGAAGACAGACCAGGAGUUUUCUGUAUGCCUCUGAUGUUGUCGAAGCAUUAAUGACAAUCCUAAAGGUUGGGAAGGAUGGAGAAAUUUACAACAUUGGUUCAAGUUUUGAAAUAUCUGUAUCCCAGCUUGCUAGAGAAUUAAUCCAAAUGAUUCAACCUACAUCUUCAGAAACAGAAACUGAAUACUGGAUGGAUUAUGUGAAUGACCGGCCGGUCAAUGACCUUCGAUAUGCAAUGAAUUCAGAAAAAAUGCACAGUUUAGGGUGGAGGCCUAAAGUACAUUGGAAAGAAGGCAUUGAACGCACAGUUACAUGGUACAAAAAUAAUUUCCACAACUGGAAGAAUGCGGAGCAUGCAUUGGAGCCAUUUUGUUGACAUACAAAGCAAAGAGUUUUUGGAGAGAACGGCGGAUUGUGGGAACAAAGAAAAUAGUAAUAUAAUUCCUCUCUUGAACAAAACAUACCUUAACAAAGUAUUAAAUUCAAGAAUUUUAAUGUAAACUUAAAUACAUUUAUUUUUAUUUUAUUCUUUUUAGUCACUUUUACACAAUGACCUCAUCAGAUGAGUUUAAUACUCGUAUGAAGAAGCUAGAGUCAGCUGGCAUUUACUGGUUACUCGAACCAUCAGUGGGGUAGAUUUGCUAAAACUGGUGCAGCUGUAUAUGGUAGCCAAUCGGUUUCUAACUUCAGGUUGUUCAUUUAAAGGGGUUGU
Messenger RNA from Rana temporaria (common frog), 1533 nucleotides. It is a transcript of the gene TGDS, whose product is annotated as TDP-glucose 4,6-dehydratase. Gene Ontology annotation, biological process: nucleotide-sugar metabolic process. NCBI's taxonomy places the organism in Eukaryota, Metazoa, Chordata, Amphibia, Anura, Ranidae. Bases 163 to 1197 code for a protein of 344 amino acids. The record is from RefSeq and is a predicted model, not a curated record. Gene Ontology annotation, molecular function: dTDP-glucose 4,6-dehydratase activity. The transcript is spliced from 12 exons.